AUGUGGGGGUUCAGGCUCCUGCGGUCGCCGCCGCUGCUUCUUCUGCUGCCGCAGCUCGGAAUCGGAAUCGCCGCGUCCAGCUCUCACGCCGGAACCAUGAACCUGGGCAGCAGCAGCAGCGGCGGCGCGCCCUGCUCCCCCUCGGCCGAGCGGCGCCGGCAGCAGUGCGUGCAGCUGUCCACGGUGCCGGGAGCCGACCCUCAGCGCUGCAACGAGUUGCUCCUGCUGGCGGCGGCGACGGCCGGGGAGGGACCAGGACGGCGGGACCUCUCUGGGGACCCGGCGAAGGAGGAGGUGCAACCGCCGCCCCAGCAUCACGUUCUCUAUUUCCCCGGGGAUGUGCAGAAUUACCAUGAAAUUAUGACUCGUCAUCCUGAGAAUUAUCAGUGGGAAAACUGGAGUCUAGAAAAUGUUGCCACCAUCUUAGCCCACCGGUUCCCCAGUAGUUAUAUUUGGGUGAUAAAGUGUUCCCGAAUGCAUUUGCACAAAUUCAGCUGCUAUGACAAUUUUGUGAAAAGCAAUAUGUUUGGUGCUCCAGAACACAGUACUGACUUUGGAGCUUUUAAGCACCUUUACACAUUAUUAGUUAAUGCUUUUAACUUAAGUCAGAAGAGUUUGCUAUCGAAGAAUGUGAAAGAUCUGAAUAAGGACUCCAAAGCAUCUAACUGUCGAUCCACUUCUUCUCAUACUACCAAUGGUUGCCAGGGAGAAAAAGAGAGGACCUGUGAAAAAUUUGAUGAGUCUGCUAUGAGUUUUUAUCCACCAUCAUUAAAUGGUGCUUCUUUUACUUUGAUUGGAUUCAGUAAAGGUUGUGUUGUUUUGAAUCAGUUGCUUUUUGAGUUGAAAGAAGCCAAGAAAGACAAGAACAUCGAUGCUUUUAUCAAAAACAUAAAAACAAUGUACUGGUUGGAUGGUGGUCAUUCUGGAGGAAGCAACACUUGGAUUACUUAUCCAGAAGUCUUGAAAGAAUUUGCACAAACAGGGAUAAUUGUUCACACCCAUGUUACACCUUACCAAGUACAUGAUCCAAUGAGAUCUUGGAUUGGAAAGGAGCACAAGAAAUUUGUUCAGAUACUUGGAGAUUUUGGCAUGCAGGUGACUAGCCAAAUUCAUUUUGCAAACGAUGCUCCUUCCAUAGAGAAUCACUUCAGGGUUCAUGAAGUAUUUUAG
This is a messenger RNA of Budorcas taxicolor (takin), 1170 nucleotides long. It is a transcript of the gene C2H2orf69, whose product is annotated as chromosome 2 C2orf69 homolog. The coding region runs from base 1 to 1170 and encodes 389 amino acids. The transcript is spliced from 2 exons. Lineage: Eukaryota; Metazoa; Chordata; Mammalia; Artiodactyla; Bovidae. The record is from RefSeq and is a predicted model, not a curated record. Gene Ontology annotation, cellular component: mitochondrion.